GGCGCGAGCUCAGUGCCCGUUCUGUCACGAGCUCCGUCCGGGUACAGCGACCGACCGAAAAGUCUCGUACAGUAUUGACGGCUAAUUAUAGCACACCGCGAUCUUUUCCUCGAGAAACAGGUCUGUCAGAUUAGUUCGUCAGCCAGCAAGAUUUCCCGUUGUCCUAUCGCGGUCAUUUGGGUGAUGUGUUCUAACAUUUGAUAGAGCUAGCCAGCUCGCUAGCUGUUUGGCUAGCUUGCCGUGCGUGACUCAAAGUCAGAGAGCUAUCAAUUCUGUUUUAACACCAUCGACAUAUAGGCGCGUAAUCAAAAAUUAAAAACAACACGGUGGCUUGUUUUUUAAUUAGUCAGUACCGCAACGUACGCGCAUGUCUUUCCAUCGUUUUCCCAUUGACGAGAGUUCACGGGAUUGAAUGAAUUAGCCAACGGAAACAGCAGUCGCGCGGACUUCCAAGCUUCUCUCUCUCUUCUCCUCAAACACCCGCGGCUACAGUACUUGUGUGCUUUACGAGCGCUUACAAUUUAAUUCAGGACUAAAUCGGCUCGAGUGUGAGUUAGCCCGCUAGUUAGCUCGGUGCAUUUGAACCCAAACCGCCGCCUGUUAAACAUCUGAAAGUCAUCUGUUUCGUGUUGAAGCCGACUUGAAGAGAAAAGCGAGCAAACAUGCCGGCCGUGUCGAAGGGAGACGGAAUGCGAGGAUUAGCUGUGUUCAUCUCGGACAUCAGAAACUGUAAGAGUAAGGAGGCCGAGAUCAAACGCAUAAAUAAAGAAUUGGCCAACAUUCGCUCAAAAUUUAAAGGAGACAAGGCUUUGGAUGGAUACAGCAAGAAGAAGUAUGUGUGCAAGCUGCUCUUCAUCUUCCUUUUGGGCCAUGACAUUGACUUCGGCCACAUGGAGGCUGUCAACCUGCUCAGCUCCAACAAGUACACUGAGAAACAGAUUGGAUAUCUCUUCAUCUCUGUGCUGGUGAACAGUAACAGUGAACUGAUCAGGCUGAUUAACAAUGCCAUCAAGAACGACCUGUCCAGCCGAAACCCCACCUUCAUGUGUCUGGCUCUGCACUGCAUCGCCAACGUGGGCAGCAGAGAGAUGGCCGAGGCCUUCGCUGGAGAGAUUCCUCGCAUCCUUGUGGCUGGGGACACUAUGGACAGUGUAAAGCAGUCAGCUGCUCUCUGUCUCCUCCGUUUGUAUAAGACCUCCCCAGACCUGGUGCUCAUGGGAGAAUGGACCUCUAGAGUGGUGCACCUGCUCAAUGACCAGCACAUGGGUGUGGUCACUGCUGCGAUCUCCCUGAUCACCUGUCUCAGCCAGAAGAACCCUGAUGAGUUCAAGACCUGUGUGUCGCUUGCUGUGUCACGACUCAGCAGGAUUGUGUCUUCAGCCUCCACUGACCUGCAGGACUACACCUACUACUUCGUUCCUGCUCCGUGGUUGUCCUGCAAGCUGCUGCGACUUCUGCAGUGCUACCCACCGCCUGAGGAUGGGGCCGUGAAGGGACGGCUGGUGGAGUGUCUGGAAACUAUCCUCAACAAAGCCCAAGAGCCACCCAAAUCCAAGAAGGUUCAGCACUCCAAUGCCAAGAAUGCCAUCCUAUUUGAAGCCAUUUCUCUCAUCAUCCACUAUGACAGUGAGCCGAAUCUUCUUGUGCGGGCAUGUAACCAGCUGGGCCAGUUCUUACAGCAUAGAGAGACCAACCUGCGCUACUUGGCCCUGGAAAGCAUGUGUACCCUUGCCAGCUCCGAGUUUUCCCAUGAGGCAGUUAAAACACACAUAGAGACAGUCAUCAAUGCCCUGAAGACUGAGAGGGAUGUCAGCGUGCGUCAGAGAGCUGCUGACCUCCUCUACGCCAUGUGUGACCGCAGCAAUGCCAAGCAGAUUGUCGCAGAGAUGCUGAGUUACCUGGAGACAGCCGACUACUCCAUCAGAGAGGAAAUGGUACUGAAGGUGGCCAUCCUGGCAGAGAAAUAUGCAGUAGACUACUCCUGGUAUGUGGAUACCAUUCUGAACCUAAUCCGCAUUGCUGGGGAUUACGUCAGUGAGGAAGUGUGGUACCGUGUCAUCCAGAUCGUCAUCAACCGUGACGAUGUGCAGGGAUAUGCAGCCAAGACAGUCUUUGAGGCUUUGCAGGCUCCAGCUUGUCAUGAGAACAUGGUAAAGGUUGGAGGCUACAUCCUGGGAGAGUUUGGUAACCUUAUUGCUGGUGAUCCUCGUUCCAGUCCUUUGGUUCAGUUUAACCUGCUCCACUCUAAAUUUCACCUGUGUUCAGUCCCCACACGCGCCCUGCUGCUUUCUGCCUAUAUUAAGUUCAUUAAUCUGUUCCCGGAGACAAAGAGCACCAUUCAGGAAGUGCUGCGCUCUGACAGCCAGAUCAGGAACAGUGAUGUUGAACUGCAGCAGAGAGCUGUGGAGUAUCUCAAACUGUCCUCCAUCGCCAGCACUGAUGUCCUGGCCACAGUGCUUGAAGAGAUGCCUCCAUUCCCAGAGAGAGAGUCGUCCAUCCUGGCCAAGCUGAAAAAGAAGAAAGGACCAGGAGCCGUGUCUGUGAAUGAGCUAGAGGAGGGAAAGAGAGAGGGAGGAGAACUCAAUGGAGGGGGAGAAAGAGGAGACAACUCUGCCAUUGCUGCAUCUAAUGCUUCCACUCCGUCCCCGUCUGCUGAUCUGCUGGGGCUCCGCACGGGUCCCCCUGUUACCGCCGCCGCUCCCAGCGCAGGCAGCUUAUUGGUUGAUGUUUUCUCAGAAGCUGGUGUCAAUGAUGAUGGCUUCCUGAGAGAUCUGGAACCCCCCACUGAAAGCUCUGACUCCCUAUUGGCUGAGGGUCCUGGUGACUCUGACUCUGCUCCCCCUUCUGUGGUCUCUGAAGAUCCUGCUACUCCUCUGCCCGAGUCAAACGAACUGCUCAACAAGUUUGUUUGCAAGAACAAUGGAGUUCUGUUUGAGAAUCAGCUGCUACAGAUCGGCAUAAAGUCUGAAUAUCGCCAGAACCUGGGGCGGAUGUAUCUGUUCUAUGGCAAUAAGACGUCAGUGCAGUUCAUAACCUUCACGACUACAGUCACCUGUCCAGGAGAGCUACAGUCUCAGCUCAAUGUUCAGGCUAAACCAGUGGAGCCUCUCAUAGAAGGAGGUGCUCAGGUGCAGCAGGUCAUCAACAUUGAGUGUCUGACUGACUUCAGUGAUGCACCACUCCUCAACAUCAAGUUCAGGUAUGGCGGAGCUCUCCAGAAUCUCACCCUCAAGUUGCCUGUUACCAUAAACAAGUUCUUCCAGCCCACAGAGAUGGCAUCACACGACUUCUUUCAGCGCUGGAAACAGCUCAGCCUGCCUCAGCAAGAAGCACAGAAGAUCUUCAAGGCCAACCAUGCCAUGGACACCGAAGUGCUCAAAGCAAAGUUACUGGGAUUAGGCAUGGCUCUCUUGGAGAAUGUGGAUCCGAACCCAGAGAACUUUGUGUGUGCCGGCGUGAUCCAAACCAAGGCCCAGCAAGUGGGUUCUCUGCUAAGACUCGAGCCCAACGCACAAGCUCAGAUGUACCGGUUAACCGUGCGCAGCAGUAAGGACACUGUCUCCAAGCGCCUUUGUGAGCUGCUGGCAGAACAGUUCUAGAAAGUGAGCCGAGACUAGCACCAUCUAAACCGACACCCAGACCAGACCAGCGUUCCUGAGAGACCCCCGAAAUUAAGAAUCUAUAAAACGCAUUCAUGCAUAAGGGAAAAAGUAGCUGUCAGUCUCUGGCAGCCAUCUUACUGUCCUUCUGAUAAUGAUUUUUACUAUUACUGUUAUUAUCAUCAGCGUUGCCCUUCUUGUUUUUAUCGGUGUUUAUCUGUGUGUGAGCAAUGGUGCGAAAGGAAGCGUGCAUGUUUUUUUUUUUUUCAUACAUGUGUGAAAGAAUCUUGGUGGUAGGUCCGUUCUCCAUCCUGCCUGUUCAACGAUCAACUCUUGUGUUGACAGCUUGUGUGUGUGUUGUGGGUUGAGUGGGGAGGGAGAAAAGUAAAGCAAAAAGAUGGAAGUGGAGCAAGUCUUCCCUCUCUCCUGUUUUAUCCGCAAAAUUUCAGCCGCAAAAACUGCACAUUAGCUGUUUCUUUGGAACAUUCCCUAUAAGACUAUUAGCAGGACAUCUCAAUACACUAACGCAAUGGCACUUCCCUAAAAGAGGCCAGAAUCACUAACCCCCAUCGCUUUCUCUCUCGUUUUCCUCCUCCACUGAAAUUAGUUACAUCCAGAGCCAUUGGUGUACAUAGAAAAAAAAAAAGAAAGAGAUUCCCCAUGCAUUUCCAGUUUAUCGCACUGUACGUACGUUCUUUCUGACGUAGAAUUGGCCAGUGCACUUUAAGAAGCUUUGAGAGGAAAGGCUUUUAUAGUCCCCACCCCCUUUUUCCUAUUCUUGUCCUAAGUAUUCAGUACUCAUCCUGACCCCCAUAUCUGACAAUGUUUAUUGAAAAAAAAAUCUCUAUAUAUAAAUAUAUAUAAACCAUGUAAAUGAUUACCCUUCAUAGUUGCAUUUGUAUGUCUCUUUCUUGUUUUUGAUAGUGGUAUAUUGUCAGUGUGUUUGUAUGCUUUCUUAAAUGGUCUUAUGUUUUUGCUCUUGUUUUGGACAUUCCAUUCUGUACUACAAGUGAAUGGGCAUAACGUUUCAGGUUAGUCUACAGUGUUAAACGAACUGGGUAGGAACUAGAAUCAGAAAGUUUCUGCACAUGAAGAGUGCAACUGCUGUGGACCUUCAUGUAAAUGUAUUUUUUCUGGCCUUGUUUUUUUUUUUCGUAAUAUCGUUAAAAAAAAAAUCAUUUGGAGGACAUUGACAACAUCUGUCACUCUUCCUGCACAGUUAUUGACUGAAAUGAAUAGUAGAUAGUGGUUACCUCAUUACUAAAUCCUUACAUGACAUACACACACUAUUAACUUUGAAUGGUGAGUGGCCACAGCUGGAGACCCAAACUUUCUUUUGCAGCGAUAAAACCUGGGAAAGCACUUAGUUUGUGAAAAGCCAUCACAUGCACGCAGUUGUACACGCAUUCUUAGGCUUAGAGGACGGGGCCUUAAGGGGGAGCACUGGACCAAAGCAGCUGCCAAUUGUCAGUCACGUACAGGGAUCAUAACGAUUUUGGUCAGCAACGUUUGGUGAGCAAGUGUGUGGUGUUAUUCUGUGUGAUCCAUGUAAAAAAUGAAAUAAAAUGGAAUUUAUGCGACAUUGUCAUAUUAGUUCAGCUGGGGGUCACGCUUCCCGCGAUGCAGUGAUGCAGUACUGGGGACAUCGUCAUUGUAGCUGAUUAGAGUCACCGUCAUGGCGUGUGUGUGUUUCUGUGUGUGCGUGUCUAUGCAGUAUCCGCUAGCUAAUGCAGCCCCGGUGUAUCGCUGUUCAACCUGUCAGAUACCUGUGUUAGAUUAAAUUUACUCUGUGCUGAAUAAUGUGAAAGUAAAAUUAUGCCAUAUACUCGAA
Cyprinus carpio (common carp) is the source of this 5430-nucleotide messenger RNA. Its product is annotated as adaptor related protein complex 2 subunit alpha 1. The record is from RefSeq and is a predicted model, not a curated record. Bases 663 to 3599 code for a protein of 978 amino acids. Gene Ontology annotation, molecular function: clathrin-cargo adaptor activity. Lineage: Eukaryota; Metazoa; Chordata; Actinopteri; Cypriniformes; Cyprinidae. The transcript is spliced from 22 exons. Gene Ontology annotation, biological process: intracellular protein transport; clathrin-dependent endocytosis. Gene Ontology annotation, cellular component: membrane coat; AP-2 adaptor complex.